GAAGCACUUCUUCUGUUUUACCUCCAAACACCACAAACAACAACAACGCCUCUGCCAAAUCGAAGUGGCCCCAGCACACCCCCAGGCCCUGUGUGGGAUGUGAUCACUGACCCCACGUCCUGUCAGACCUGACUGAUGGGGUGAAGUCCUGAGGAACUGAAAAUGACUUUGAGCAAAAACAGUACAGUUCCAUUCAAAGUGCAGAGCCUGAGCAUCCAUCCAUCCAUCCAUCCAUCCAUUAUUGAGACGUGAUUGUCAUGUGACCAGUACAUCAUUAUUCAGUGGAGCAGAUAAUUAAAUUGGCCUAAUUCGGCUGGUUAAUUACAAAAAAGGAGAGUUACAGUAUAAAAUCUGUGAAUGAGAGCAAGUGUGCAGGGACAGAAAUCUCUGAGUUUCAUGUUGUAGCUUUAAGGACAAGUUCAUUUUCACUUUAUUGUAGUUUCAGUUGUGUUAAACAGUUUCACUUCAGUGCACAUUUAUGCAUUAAUGCCUGCAUGAGCUCGGGGCUGAACAAGCAGUGUGUGUGAGAGAGAGAGUGUGUGUGUGUGUGUGAGAGUGUGUGGGGACGCGCGCUCACACUUCCUCUUUAUGUUGAGUCUCUUCUGCGCGCACACACACACACACUGAUCAACUCUCUCUCACACACACACACACUGAUCAACUCUCUCACACACACACACACACACUGAUCUACACUCUCUCUCUCUCUCUCUCACACACACACACACACUGAUCUACACACUCUCUCUCUCUCUCUCUCUCUCUCACACACACACACACACACUGAUCAACACUCUCUCUCUCUCUCUCUCACACACACACACACACACUGAUCAACACUCUCUCUCUCUCUCUCUCUCACACACACACACACACUGAUCAACUCUCUCUCACACACACACACACACACACACACACUGAUCAACUCUCUCUCACACACACACACACACUGAUCUACACUCUCUCUCUCUCUCUCUCUCUCUCUCACACACACACACUGAUCUACACACUCUCUCUCUCUCUCUCUCUCUCUCUCUCUCUCUCACACACACACACACACACUGAUCAACACUCUCUCUCUCUCUCUCUCACACACACACUGAUCAACACUCUCUCUCUCUCUCUCUCUCUCACACACACACACGCCUCUUCCUCGUUUGCGUCUCCUCCAGCUGCGCGGGGUGUGUGUGUGUGUGUGUGUGUGUGUGAGAGGGUGAUGUCUCCUGGGCGCUUGUUCUGACCCGCAGCUUCUUCUCCGCGUGCGUGUGUUCUGGGCAUGAAAUGCGCUUCACCGGCUCCCUGAAGGUGCGCGUGGGCGAGGCCGUGGACCUGAAGCCCACCAGCGCGUCCACGCGCCACGCCGUCGCUUUCGGUAAAUCCAGCGGUUUGGGGCUGAACCUGCAGCUGGGCGCGCACGCGGGCCUGGACCCGUACGUGGUGGUGAAGGUGGAUGAGCGCGCGGUGGGUCAGACCCGCUCCAAACCGCGCACCAACGCGCCCACAUACAACGAGGAGUUCAGCGCGUGCGUGAGCCGCGCCGAGGGGCUGGAGCUCGCCGUCUUCCACGACUCGCCCAUCGGCUACGACGACUUCGUGGCCAACUGCACCAUCCACUUCGAGGACCUGAGGAAGGGUUCGAGUCCCGAGGAGACAUUCGAAGGAUGGGUUGACCUGGAGCCUGAGGGGAAGGUGUACAUCCAAAUCACUCUCAAUGGAUCAUUUAUUGAUGGUUCAGAUGACCCCGCCCCUCCUCCCACGUUUAAGGAGUUCAGCCGGAAGCGUCAGCGUGCAGUGAGACGGAGAGUCCAUCAGGUCAACGGACAUAAGUUCAUGUCCACUUUCCUGAAGCAGCCCACUUUCUGUUUCCAUUGCAAAGACUUUAUAUGGGGUGUUUUUGGAAAACAGGGGUACCAGUGUCAAGUGUGUACUUGUGUUGUCCACAAACGGUGCCAUCAGUUUGUCGUCACUGUGUGUCCACGCAUGAAGAAACCUGCCAAAGAACAGCAGGCAGUGAAUCAGGGUUUCAGCAUUAACGUUCCCCACAGGUUCAAUGUGCAUAAUUAUAAGGUUCCUACAUUCUGUGAUCACUGUGGAUCUUUACUGUGGGGCCUCGUGAAGCAGGGACUGCACUGUAGCAUCUGUAAGAUGAAUGUUCAUAUCCGCUGUAAAGGAAACGUUGCGCCGAACUGUGGUGUGAAUAACGUGGAGCUCGCUAACAAAUUAGCGGAGAUGGGACUUCAACCGGGAGGGACGAUAAAGCGCAACACACUGAACCCGUCCGCUGUAGAGCCCUCAUCUCGACGUGUCAGUGUGACGAAACCACAAGAGAAUAAAGGUCGAAUGUUGCACAUCGAGGAUUUUACGUUUCUCCAGGUUCUUGGCAAAGGCAGCUUUGGCAAGGUGAUGCUGGCCCGCUUGAACGACUCCAAUCAGGUCUUCGCUGUGAAGGUUUUGAAGAAGGAUGUGAUUUUGCAAGACGAUGAUGUUGAGUGCACGCUGACGGAGAAACGAGUGCUGACGCUUGCACACACACACCCCUACCUCACACACCUGUACUGCUGUUUCCAGAACCUGGAGCGAUUGUUCUUCGUGAUGGAGUUUGUGAACGGAGGUGAUCUCAUGUUCCACAUCCAGAAGUCGAGGAAGUUCGAGGAGAACAGAGCUCGAUUUUACACAGCUGAGAUCACCUGCGCACUCGUCUUCCUGCACAGCAAGGGCAUCAUAUACAGGGAUCUGAAGCUGGAUAACGUGCUGCUGGAUCAGGAUGGUCACUGUAAACUGGCAGAUUUUGGGAUGUGUAAAGAGGGAAUGUUUGAAGGAGCCGCAACCGGAACUUUCUGUGGAACUCCAGAUUACAUUGCUCCUGAGAUCCUGCAGGAGAUGCUGUACGGGCCAUCGGUUGAUUGGUGGGCUCUGGGCGUGCUCCUUUAUGAGAUGCUCUCAGGCCACGCCCCCUUUGAGGCAGAGAAUGAGGACGAUUUGUUUGAGUGCAUUCUGAAUGAGGAGAUCGUUUACGCAUCGUGGUUGAGCACUGACGCUGUAGACAUCCUUAAAGCUCUCCUGAUGAAGAAUCCGUCUCGUCGUUUGGGCUGCGUGGCGGUGAACGGUGGAGAAAACGCCGUCAUGGCGCACGCGUUCUUCAGCACCAUCGACUGGGACAAACUGAAACGGCGAGAAAUCGAGCCUCCGUUUAAACCCCAGAUCAAAGCCAGUGAGGACGUGAACAAUUUCGACCCCGACUUCACGAGCGAAGACGCCAUUCUCACUCCCAUCGAGGAAGCUUUGAUCCCACAGAUCAACCAGGAUGAGUUCCAAGAUUUCUCUUACACCUCAGAGGAAAUGCUGAAAUACUGUGCUUCGUAAAAUAAGAAAAGAAAAAAAAGCAGUCAAAGAAAAACAAAGUGAUGUCACAGGAAGAAGACGAUGGCGUCCAGUGGGUUGAGUCAUGACCUCGUGCUCAUGGCUGUUUUGCUGCAGCUGCGUUUAAACUCGUGUCAGGAUGAGCGAAACUACGCUGUGAUGAGACGUGAACUGAGGCCGUUCGGUUGGUUUGGCAAGUGUUUUUCUGAAAUUAGCAAAUACUUUGAUCUUACCAAGAAAAACACGGGACUCACCAGAGAUGAGACGAGAUGCGAUGGCAUCAAAUUUUAUCUGAUUUUUAAAAAGAAAAUGUGAAACAGAAAUCUGGGCCUGCUCAUGAACUUGCAGCGCGUCAGAAGUUUGGCUUGGAUCACUGAAUUGAACAGCUGUAGCUGAUUUUCAUGCAGCAAACUGAGAAAAUGAACACGUUAAUAUCACACGAAGGACGAUGACAUCAUAUUGCUUCAAUCGCUGCAUUUUGUGAAACUAAAACUAAGUAUUUAAAUUCUUCCCAGCGUUAGUGAAGACAAUUGUGACUGUUGCUUUUAUACUAAACUCUGCAGGUGAGUUUUUAAAAUGAAGCUUUUUUAUUUUGUCAUUGUGUCGGUGGAAAUGAUUCGUAUUACAAGCAUUUUAUAUUUUAUUGUAGCUAAAGUUAGUUUUUAUUAUAUGAGAGAAAAUAUGAUGAUCAGAUUCCACUCAAAAAAACCAAAAACAAAACUGUGGCAGUAUUGCAUCGAAACUGAUCAUUGUAUAAUACUCUGGGUCACUGUGGGCGGAGCUAAAGUUACAUUUGCGAUGUGUUGAGCGAACUCGUAGCCAUUAUUUAUUUUAAAUUUUUACUCCUUUGGCUUGAUGUCCAGCUGAGCAGGAAAUAAAAUGUUAUUGUUUAAAGCACUGUAAUUGUUUAGCAGGUAAUAUUGGCUAGUUUUAAUAAGCUAACUUUUUAAUUUUUAACACGACGAGCCAUGAUUAGCGAUGUAACACGAGCUAGGUCGUUAUUUAACCUUGGCACAGGUAUCUGGCUAGCUUAGCUAAUCUCACUAAAUUACUGUAUUGUGUAGCGAAGCAGAACGUCAUGUGAAAGAUCUGAAGUUUGAAGCUGAACUUAAGCUCCGCCCCCACUGAGCCAGCGAUGGCUUGGUCUUCUGCAUGUAUUCUUCAGCACUUUGUCACUCGCAGCUGGAUUGUCUGAUCUUCAGAGUUAUGUUUUGCCCUUACUGUCAUAACCUACUGCUCUUUAUUAAAGAGUUAAUGCCAAA
This is a messenger RNA of Neoarius graeffei (lesser salmon catfish), 4622 nucleotides long. RefSeq names its product protein kinase C, eta, a (gene prkcha). NCBI's taxonomy places the organism in Eukaryota, Metazoa, Chordata, Actinopteri, Siluriformes, Ariidae. The transcript has 14 exons. Gene Ontology annotation, molecular function: diacylglycerol-dependent serine/threonine kinase activity; ATP binding. The record is from RefSeq and is a predicted model, not a curated record. Bases 1282 to 3363 code for a protein of 693 amino acids. Gene Ontology annotation, biological process: protein phosphorylation.